Tigriopus californicus is the source of this 2574-nucleotide messenger RNA. RefSeq names its product hornerin-like. The transcript has 5 exons. Gene Ontology annotation, biological process: positive regulation of transcription by RNA polymerase II. The coding region runs from base 586 to 2145 and encodes 519 amino acids. Lineage: Eukaryota; Metazoa; Arthropoda; Copepoda; Harpacticoida; Harpacticidae. Gene Ontology annotation, cellular component: RNA polymerase II transcription regulator complex. Gene Ontology annotation, molecular function: transcription coactivator activity. The record is from RefSeq and is a predicted model, not a curated record.
GAACAUUUAUGGGCAAUGGGUAAUGUCGACGAGUUGUCAGUCCAUACGAAGCGUAUUUAGAGCGCUUUGUACCUAGUACGACGAUAUGUGUGCCGUGAACAGUUUUAUCAAAGGAAAUAUUAGGACUAAAAAGCUGUUCUUCAUACAUCAGAGCUUGCAGGGUUCGCAGAGUACGCCAAUCUAUCAUGUUUACAUUUGGGCUCAUUUUAAGAUGUUCUAGUUUCAUGGUAAUUGGAUAGCUUUAGGAUGAAUCGAAGUCAAAAAAAAUCCUUUUAGGCUGAGUCAUUUCACGAGCUCGGACAAAAGAGAAGUGGCCUCCUAAUAAGUCUAUUUGACUUUUGUUCCUCUCGCACAUCCGUGAAAAGGGAAAUAUGUCAUGGCGAAAUCUUAUCUUCGAACCACUAAAGCUCGGAAAAAGUAGUAACGGCGCUGACAAAAGUCGCCAACUAUGACUAAAUCGAAACUGCAUCUAGAUUUGACAAGACUUUACUUACCUUUUCAGAUAUGAAUUACAAGUGAGCAAUAACGAUCAAGAUCCGCAGACUCUUUUUAUCUCCAAAAAAGAACAAAGACACCUUGAAAAAGAUGAAGUACUUAAAGUAUCUAUUUGUAACCUUGAUUUACCUGACCGUGGUUUUGAUCCAACCCGUACCGGCUCCAGUCCCCAGAUGCUCGCCCUUGAUCAUCAUCAACAAGUUGGCCGAAUCAUCCAAUGUGUUGUCGGAUUCCAAUCCCUACUUCCCAGUUCCACCUUGUGAAUAUGGUGGUUGGGUGGAGGCCCUUCAAGAAGGAGACCUCCAAUCUGUGCUCGUCCUCGCUGAGCCUCAAAAGAUUCCGUUGCACAACUUUUACGAGUUCAUCUGGUUACUGAAGACGGGAGGGCCUAGGAUGCUGCGGAUGUUAACCGGCCAAGAAAAGUACAUCUUCGACCGGGAUAUUCUCCGCGAGGGAUACCACCACCACACUCCAUAUGUGCGGACCAAGCAAUUGGGACAAUACACCCACAGGAACCCCAUUAUCAUUGAUGAUAAGAACACCUACAAGACUAUCGUUGGUGGUAAAAUCAAGAGCCUCUUCACAGAGGGUAAGGACAAAGAAAUCAACAAACAUUACACAUAUCAAGGUGGAAGGAUCGGCGGUGGCAAGGGAAAGGGCAAAGGAAAAGGCCACGGACAUAGUGGACAUGGACACGGCCACGGUGGACAUGGACAUGGGCACGGACACUCAUCAGGGCAUGGCUCUCAGCAGCACAGUUCUGGUUAUGGAGCCCCGCAAUCUACUUCUGGGUAUGGAGCCCCACAAUCUACUUCUGGGUAUGGAGCCCCGCAAUCUAGUUCUGGAUAUGGUGCCCCAGCCACUGGCUCAGGAUAUGGUACCCCAUCCACCGGAUCAGGAUAUGGUACCCCAUCCACCGGAUCAGGAUAUGGUGCCCCAUCCACCGGAUCAGGAUAUGGUGCCCCAUCCACCGGAUCAGGAUACGGUGCCCCAUCCACUGGAUCUGGAUAUGGUGCUCCAUCCACUGGAUCUGGGUAUGGUGCCCCACAAACCAAUAAUGGGUACAACGCACCGGCAAUCUCCACUGGCUACUCCGCAAGUUCCUCUAGUCAUCACGGCUCAAACCUUAAGCGGAAAGUAAGCAGCCAAGAAGCUGCAGCCUCGUCCGUGAUCAUCACUGCCAACAAUGGUCAAACUGCAUCCACUUAUGACGCCGUUCCAGUACCAGCUCCAGAGAACAACCCCUUCCUUCGGAAGAAGAAGCACAUCAAAGCUUCUGACUAUGACAUUGCGCCGGAAACAAGAUCCAUCCUCUCCCUUGUCGAGGAUCACAGCUUUGUUCCUUCCUCCUGGCCCCUUGGUGAGUCUCAGCGACAAUCGGCCUCCAAACAUGGGCUCACCACGUAUUUCAACUCCAUCGUUGAUUCCCGGAGUGACCAAAAGUCCCAUGAACCACACCAUAAUCAGAUCCAAGGCUCUCGCAAUCUCGCAACUAAGGCAAAAAACAUCGAUCAAAAGCCGACCCUUAUCUCGGGACGCGCCCGCGGUCCUUAUUUCUUGGCUCAACGGUCGGGUCAAGUCGAUUUGAAAGACCAACGACUCAAGGAAUCGAAAAACCUGUUCCAAAGAAUCAGCGACUUUUUGGGAUAAUCGACGGUGAAGUUAAGAGGAUAUGAGAAACGUCGUCUUAAACUGGAACCCCCCUAUUCCGAAAUGAAAAAUCAAAUCCAUCCAAGCUGUCGCACUGUAAGACUUGGAUCUCGCAACCUCUUAAACUAAAAUAGCUCAAUAUUGCCUGCCACGCAACCUAACCAUGUAGUACCGAAGUCGCUGCUUCCAUUUACUUAGGCCGUUCAACACCGUUCACGAUUAGUUAUAGGUAUUUAUGUAUUUAUGAGAUGUAAACAUUUGAGAAUGCCUGUUAUAUUUUUGCCGAGUGUCUGUUCAUUCUAUUGAUACAACAUCUACGUUUGAGUUUGGAAUGUGCAUCCGUGCCAUAGAUUCAUGUGAGCAUUACAGACUAAUAAAAGGGCUCUUCAGUGCUUGACAUGGCCUGUUCAAGUUGAAGAGCAAACAGUU